This is a messenger RNA of Mastomys coucha (southern multimammate mouse), 7496 nucleotides long. RefSeq names its product putative Dol-P-Glc:Glc(2)Man(9)GlcNAc(2)-PP-Dol alpha-1,2-glucosyltransferase. Gene Ontology annotation, cellular component: endoplasmic reticulum. Bases 120 to 1544 code for a protein of 474 amino acids. Lineage: Eukaryota; Metazoa; Chordata; Mammalia; Rodentia; Muridae. The record is from RefSeq and is a predicted model, not a curated record. The transcript has 3 exons. Gene Ontology annotation, biological process: protein N-linked glycosylation; dolichol-linked oligosaccharide biosynthetic process. Gene Ontology annotation, molecular function: dolichyl pyrophosphate Glc2Man9GlcNAc2 alpha-1,2-glucosyltransferase activity.
GCAUCCAUUGCGUUCCGGCCCUGCAGUACUUCGUCCGGCAGCACCGGGCCGUGGAACCUGCGUUCCGGGCUCGGCGCUCCGGGCUGCCCAGGGCUGGGCCCGGGACGCGGCUGGCCGCCAUGGCGCAGCUGGAGGGCUAUUACUUCUCGGCCGCCUUGAGCUGCACCUUCCUGGUGUCCUGCCUGCUCUUCUCCGCCUUCAGCCGCGCUCUGCGUGAGCCUUACAUGGACGAGAUCUUCCACCUGCCGCAGGCGCAGCGUUACUGUGAGGGCCGCUUCUCUCUGUCCCAGUGGGAUCCUAUGAUUACUACAUUACCUGGCCUGUAUCUGGUGUCAGUUGGAGUGGUCAAACCUGCCAUGUGGAUCCUUGGAUGGUCUGAACAUGUUGUCUGCUCCAUUGGAAUGCUCAGAUUUGUCAAUCUUCUCUUCAGUGUUGGCAACUUCUAUUUACUGUAUUUGCUUUUCAGGAAAGUACAACCCAGAAACAAGGCUUCUUCAAGUAUCCAGAGAAUCUUGUCAACGUUAACGCUAGCGGUAUUUCCGACCCUCUAUUUUUUUAACUUUCUCUACUAUACGGAAGCAGGGUCUGUAUUCUUCACGCUUUUUGCUUAUUUGAUGUGUCUUUACGGCAACCAUAGGACUUCCGCCUUGCUUGGAUUUUGUGGCUUCAUGUUUCGUCAGACCAACAUCAUCUGGGUGGCCUUCUGUGCAGGACACAUCAUUGCACAGAAGUGCGGUGAGGCCUGGAAAACAGAACUGCAGAAGAAGAAGGAGGAGAGGCUGCCCCCCGCUAAGGGACCGUUCUCAGAACUCAGAAGAGUUCUGCAGUUUCUGCUGGUGUACUUCAUGUCCCUUAAGAACCUGAGGAUGCUUUUCCUUUUGACCUGGCCCUACGUGCUUCUGCUCUUGGCGUUUUUGGCUUUUGUGGUAGUUAAUGGUGGGAUUGUUGUUGGCGACCGGAGUAGUCACGAGGCCUGUCUCCAUUUCCCUCAGUUGUUCUACUUCUUCUCCUUUACCGCCUUCUUCUCCUUCCCUCACCUACUUUCUCCGACCAGAGUCAAGACUUUUCUUAGCUUAGUUUGGAAACGUAGAAUUCAGUUCUCUGUGAUCGCGUUAGUCUCGAUAUUUUUGGUUUGGAAAUUCACUUAUGUCCAUAAGUAUCUAUUGGCAGACAAUAGGCAUUACACAUUUUAUGUGUGGAAAAGAAUAUUUCAGAGACAUGAAGUUGUCAAAUAUUUAUUAGUUCCAGCCUACAUUUUUGCUGGCUGGGCUAUAGCUGACUCUUUAAAGUCUAAGUCAGUUUUCUGGAAUUUAAUGUUUUUUGUAUGCUUGGUUGCUUCUACAGUUCCUCAGAAACUUCUAGAAUUCCGUUACUUCAUUUUACCAUACAUUAUUUAUAGGCUUAACAUACCUCUGCCACCCAUAUCUAGGCUUGUUUGUGAACUGAGUUGCUAUACAAUUGUUAAUUUUCUAACUUUUUAUAUCUUUCUGAACAAGACUUUUCAGUGGCCAAAUAGUCAGGGCGUCCAGAGGUUUAUGUGGUAGUGGCGGAGCUUUAAAGACUCUUCCUACAGCAGCAAAUAACUGGUUACAUAGAAGUGGAAUUGCUUUUAAGUAAAUUCAGGGAAAUGAAAAGAAUUAAAUUUGAGACUAGCCUAAAAGCUCUGAAUAAUAAUAACAAAGUUGCUGCAGUCAUCUUGAGAAUCUUUUCAGACAUGGGAACUUUUCUCUGUGUGUGUGUACGUUUACGGGGCUGAGUAAGUUCUUCACCAACUUUCUUUUGUAAACAACUGCAAGGAAUUUGAAAACUGUUUACAAAUAAAUGAUCCAGCAAUAUUUCUGAGUAAAAUUGUAAGAUAUUGUAAUAAAUAUAGCUCCGAUCUUAGAAUAGAUGUACAGACAUAACAAAUCAUUAACUAGAGGCUUUGAGAUGUCUAAGAAACAGGUAUUUUAAUUUACAGUGUAGGAGUGAUGAAGCCAUUUGAACUAAUUCCUUAUUUGACAUUUAUGCAGGCCAAAGAUUAACUGUAUUGAUUAUAACACUUUUUAUAGAUAAUCUUUUUGAAAUACUGCUCUGUUAAUUAUCCAGGCUCCUGCACAAAACCAACUACAAAACUUAUGGCUUCAGAGUUUUUCCUCACAUUCGUCUAGGCAGCACCUAAACUCAGGUGUUGCCAGAGCUUACUCUUUCGGGAUCUGAGAGUCCAUUGUCCCUUUUUGGCUCACUCCAGCAAUUGCUUAGAGGACCCUUAUUUUUGGACAGGUUCCUGGAGUCUAUCUGUCUUCAUAGAACUGUCUCCACUGGCUUUUUGUGCAGUUAAUGCCAUUGGGUUUAGGGAUCCUCUGAUUCAGGGUAAUGCUACCUGGAGAACCUUGAUUAUCUAAGAGUUUUUAAAGUAAGGUCCCAUUCAUAGGUCCAACAUCAUUUUUGUGUUUGUGUGUGGGGGGGAUGUCCUUGCUUAGAGCUUUUAGGUAAAAGUUUGUUUUUAAACAGGCAAAAGAAAAGAAAGCAAGUGGCUGAGGUCGUAUAAUUUACAUUUGUCCCCGUUAUCCAAACAAACCAGAAGAUCUCAAAACAUGAGAGAAGUCACUGGUUUAGUUUCAUUUCAUAAUUUAGUGAGCUCUAGUGGGUGUGACUCUGGGGUUUGCUUUGUCUGGCUUUCAGUUGUGUUCUACUGUUGAAAGUUUAUUUAUUGUCACUGUUACAGACACUGUUGCUUAGUCCUGUGCUGUGACUGUAAACAUGAAACUGUAACUCGAGUUUACUUAGCCCACUCUUCCUUCUGAACUUCACACACACACACACACACACACACACACACCCCAAAGGGACAAAAACCUUUCCUUUUAUUGUUGGAUAUACAACUUGAAAACUACUUGUGUAAAAGUUCCAAACAUAGUCCUGUGGUCAGCCAGCACAGACCAUCGCUCUGUUAGAUCCUUAGGAGGUUUGACUCGAGUGCAACAGUGAUUGAAUUGUUAUCAGAUCAGGACGCUUCCUGACGGUUUAUCAUGAUAGAGAGCUAAGUCCAGGAAGCUGGAAGUGCAAGUACUUAUAGUUGAAUACAACAACUGCCGGCUGAUGCUCUUAGUCCUGGAGUUUUGUGCCUGCAGUCUGGAGGAAAACACUUUGUCCCCUGUAAUGGAAGGAGGCUCCUUUCAGAUGUGUUGGUCACUUCUGAACUAGGAGGCAUCGUAGGAGUCUACAGAGAGAGAAGCGGAUAUCGGUAUUCACCACUUUCCCUAAAGUAUUGGAAGCAGGACUUGGCAUUUCAGACAAAAUGCCAGGAAUUAAAUGGUGCUAUUUAUUUGUUACUGUGAUUUUAAAACUGGAUGCAUGUUGAUACUUUUAAAGUAGAGGCUUGGCUAAACUGGCUUGGGCAGUUGACAAGUUGAUGCUCAUUUGCUGAUACAUUUCUCAAUCUUUGUAACUAAGUAUGUGAGAGAAAAGGGCUUCACAUAGCAGGGCGGCUCACUUUUGGUUGUUCAAAAUAACAGAGCCAUUUCUGAAAUCGUUUCACUUGGAAAAAAAAACCUUGCUUUUACAAAUAAAAAAUAUAUUUCUGCCUUAUAUUUUUAAAAAGAAUUAUCAAGUAUUUUUCAUUAGACUUGACUUUAUUGGUUAGUUAGUGAUCAUAAGGGGCUCAGUGGUUAAAAGCUUGAGCCACCCUUGCAGGGACCCGUGAGGCUCCUGGUCCCUAGGGCAGCACAUAACCACUUAGAGCUCCACCUCUAGGGCACUGACUGCAGGCCUCUGGCUCUGCAGUCUCCUGUACUCACCUGCAUACCACCCACCACCCACACACAUUUAAGUUAAAAAUUCUAAAAGGUCAUAGACAAUAUCACCGGCUGAAGGGGUUGUGGCGCUCGGCGUUCUCCAUCACUGUUCCAGUAGGAUAUUUUAAAGCCUGAGCGGCUUUAGGCUCAGUAAUCAGUUGAACCAGCUCUACUUUACGUGAAAAUCCACAGACACAGCCUAUUUCUCAGAUCUCUUAGUAAGAGUUUGUGUGCAGUGUAUUUGUUUACACCGACGCCUUCCGUGGAUACUCCUUUUGUGGCUGUGUCUCACCAAGGGAUGUGGAAGUAGUGUUUUGUACUUUACACCUAGUAGAUAAUCUUGCAAGAGGAAUUUCUGUUUUCACAGACAUCUGUUUUUGUGCUGUUAUAAAAUACUCACUAUAAACAAUGCAAUUGACUUAUAGGGAAUAGUCUAGGCUAAGACAUGUUUCUAGUGUGAACUCAACUGACGUGACAUUGUGCUCGUCACCUUUGUCUAGAGAGGAGAAGGGUUCACAACUUUCAUUUAUCAUUCCUAGAGAGUGAACAUAUAUUCUAGGUCCAGUUCAAACUUGUAUUCAGAUAAAAUCAUGUUUAUUGUCUUAGAGCAAUUAGAAAGUCUCCAAGUGUUAAGACAAGUGUAAUGUACAUAAUAUUUUUCAUAGAGGAAAUUAAAGUAAGAUGUAGAAAAGAAGUCCUUGAUUUUUGGCUCAAGAAUAAAAAGACAGAUUGUUCAAGGACAGUUGUUUGUUCCUAAUCUCAAAUGAUAAUGUAAUGUCUGAACUCUAGUUAGUACCUGGUGUGAGCCCUACUGUGCUUCAACAGGGAUUCAUGCAGUAGUACAUAUCCAUAAAGCUCAUAAACAUGCCAUAUGACGUGUAGUGGGUACAUUUGUACUAAAUGGAAUUUCCAGUAUAGAAGGAAGCAGAUAUUGUAAAAAAGUACCAUAUAACCAACUCAAUUUAGGAAGUAAAUUGUAUUUUAUAGUAAGAGCCAUCCUGACCUCUCUUCUCCAUGUUUUUUGACUGUUAUUUUCUGUACUGAUGAGUGCAGACAUGUACAUUUCAUAUGCUCUGUCUGCAGUAGGAUAUGAUUUUAAUAGUACCAUUUAAGAUGUGAGAUCAUUCAGUAUUAUAGUAAGUUUUGGUGAUUUCCCUUACUUAAUCAGGACAUUUCAACCAGUUAGAGACUUCUUGUUUGGUUUUAGCUCUUUGGAGGAUUUACUUCAUUUUCUUUGGGUACAUUUUAUAUAUUUGAAGUCAAUGGCAAUAUGCUGUUAAGAAACAUAUAAUAAAUUAGAUACUGGUGACAUAAUUUUAAUAUAUCCAUGAUUCCAGCACCAAAUCCCAUAAUGUUUGAAAAUUAUUUCUAAAGUAAAUUUUGUGAUAUUAGAUAAUCCAAUAAUCUAUAUUAUUUAAGAUAUUGAUUAAUGGCCAUUUCUUCAUAUCUUAGACACUGUUAGAGCAAAAGUAGGUCAGAUUUCUUUUUCUUUCAAAAAGUAACUAUUAUAUGGAAUUUGCAUUCAGAAAUUUGAUCAGUUCAGUUUCUGUGAGCCGUGUUUAUCACUGUCCUGCUCAAGAUGAGUAAGAAUGAAAAGAAUUAGAGUAGUCAUCUGUAUCAGUGGUGGUUUGCUGGUUGUUACACACACACACACACACACACACAAAUCAUAAAGCUGUGAGUUUUUGCUGUUCUGCUUCACUCGCAAAGCUUAUUAAGAGGAAAUACGGAGGGGAGGGAGGUCUCUUCUCUGUACUGCUCAGACCCUCAUAGCAUGCUACUAUGUGAGUCACAUGUUUCUGAAAUUCUUAAGAGCAUUUUAGAGAAAAAUGAAUAAAUUGGUAAACACUUAGGUUUUAUUAUAAGACGAAUUCUUAAACAAAUUGUUGAUGUUUAAUUGGAAAAGCAUAGCUCCCAUAACAAUAAGUUCUUACAGUCCCUUGAAAGCAUUAUAUGUCAUACAUUGCUUUAAAUGUAGAUCAGAGGUCAAAAAAUAGGUGUUAACUCAAAAACUGCACCUUUUCUGUUUUAGUUAUGUAGUCUCUUCGGGAACUAGGGCUCCCCUAGAUAGGUUUUGUAUUUACUAAAUAUUUUGUCAGGAGAUCUUCAGUGACUUGAGAGGGUAGAUGGGAAGUCUCAAGGUGUCUCCAAACCUGCCAUUUUUAACGUGGGUUCAUUGCAGCUAAUAUUCUUUAUAUUCUUUGGUAUGUCAAGUAUUCAAGUAUUCUCUUGAAAUAUUCUGCCUUUCAUAUAUUUUGUUUCUGAAAUAAAGUGGACGUUUAGCUCUUGUUAUCCUGUUUUUGAAAUUGAGUUAUACAACCGAGCCAAAGGUGGUAUAGAAUUUCAGUGUACCAGUAAUGUAGUAUUUAUCUUACAUACAUUUGUAUUUCUUUGUUAGUACACAAAGGUAUCUGGGUCUCCCUGUAGUGAUGAAUAGGAACUAGUGUGUAAUGAAAUGACAAUGACUAGGUGAUGACAAUGCUGCGUUUUAUUGUACUCUUGUAACUUUUUCUACUAGUCUAGGUUAAACUUUUUAUAGUUUUGUAUUGUUUUGAACCACAGAGAUUUAUAAUUCUCCACCUUUGUUCAUUAUUGUUUGUUGCUCAGGAAGGGUCUCCUAGUCCAGGCUAGCCUGGAAUUUGCAAUGUAGCUAAGAGUGACCUUGAACUCCUGAAUCUCUUUUUGCCUCUACCUCUGGACUGCUGGGAUUGUGGGCAUGCUGCAGCAUGCCUAGUUUAUACAGUGCUGGGGAUCAAACGUAGGACUUAAAGCCUGCUCGGCAAGUACUCUGCCAGAUGGGCUGAAUCCUCGGCCCUGCUUGCUGUGUACUGUGACGGAAAAUGUUUCCUGAGUUACGUGAAUGAAGGCAGUGUAGAACCAGAAGGCACUUGCUCAUGAUUAUGUCUCUGAUGGCGUGUCCUAACAUACCCUGCCAUGGGACUGUUUACCGUGUGCAUUUGGGGGUUGUUUCUGAUAGUAGUGAUGGAUUUGGAAACAACUGUACUGUCUACUUGAGUCUCAUUGUUUCUUAGUUCUCUGUGUUAACUGUAUCGCACACAUGGAGAAACUGAGGAGGGGCUGUCUAAUCUUAGAGACUAAGUAGAAAGAGAUGAUGUGUCUAAUGUUACAAAGUAGCUGUGUGAGCUCCAGUUUAUGAGUAGGAAACCUGACAAGAAUCCGGGCUCUUAGCUGCAGCUGAUUGAAGGAGUGGGGAAAGACACUAAAUCUACCUUCAUUUUUGUAACAUUUUAGAAAAAAAAAAAAUUCCAUGGAAAAUAGAACUUCACUACUUUUCUAGAUCAGUUGAGGCACAUACAAAUGGUCUCUUCCAGAGUAGACAGUCUCUCCCAUGUGUCAUCACUGCCUCAGAUUGUUUUGUGUGAGCACAAAAUCUAUAGCACAGGCCCAAGUUGUCAGCCCUAUUUACCAGGCAGCAAAGAUCUUUGAUAUCCGAUAGAGAUGUAGUUGCUUAAAACUUAAUGUCUCAAAAGAACUUUGGAAAUAAAUGGUUGUUUUAAACUGAUCUGUGAUUUUUAAAUAAUUCUUUCUGAAAGAAUUUGAUCUUUAUUUUAAAUAUGUGUAUAUACAUUUUAAAUGUUUUUUAAAGUUUUACAUUUUGUUACAUUAAAAACUGCAGUUGACUAAAAUUGUGAUUCAUGUCAUUUAAACUCUUGAAUAAACCUAUUUAUAAGAAUAAAAGCUUUUUAAAUAGUUGUUCAG